GUCCAAAUAUUUAAUAACAUAUUAAUUUAAACAAGGGUUAGAAAGCAUGUUACUACUUUUUUGAAACAAAAAUCAGUUCUCCCAUUUACUAGCUUCAUAGCCACUGUUGACAAUCCUAUUAUUUAUUUUUCAGCCUUCCCUUUGAAAGAAGCUUAGCAAAAAUCAACUAAGUAAUAACCAAAGAUCUCAUUCUCUUUAACAUCUUCCAGGAUCACAAAUUUCAAUUAUUCUCUGCCUGAGUUAUCACAAUUCAAACUGGAGAAUGAAGAGUAAACACAAGCAAAAGAAGAUAAAAUCUAUUAAAAGAUCGAGAGACACCAGACACAAAUGGGUUAAAAGAAGAAGAAGAAUUAAAGGUUAUACUGUUUUGAUUACACAGAUAGAGGCUAGGAAGAAGAAAAUGAAUUGAGAUUACCUGUUAGAAAUAGGCGGUUUCUGGUUUCUGGGAGCUGUCCAAUGUACUGAGUGAACCAUCAUAACCACAACUUACCCCCUUAAUAGGGACUGAUGUCUUGGGCAGUUCUCUUUUGAACCGGGAUGUUUCUACAUUCAUCUUUUUAGGCUAUUUCUUCUAAUCUACCUUUAAAAUUAUCUUCUAAUCUGUCACUUUGACACAAUGGGUCUUUGAAAUAAAUCUUUGCACAGUACUGAAUAAUUAAGUAAAUAUAGUUAUUGGCAAACAAAGAAAAAGAACCCUUUUGUUAAAAUAUUUGGGAUACUCGAGAUAAUAUAAAAUGAGUAAACUCUUAUUUUUCUUAUGCCAAAUUUAAAAUCUCUUUCUUAUCUCAAAAAUAACGAUCUAACGAUAGCCAAAAAGCUCCCUUAAAUAUACUUCAAUAAAUCAUUGUUUCUGCACUUAAAUCUUACUGUAGGACAAUACAAAUCAAUGAGGAAAAUACGCCAGAUGGAAGUGUUAGGUUUUUUUCUUUGUUCAGGAACAAAUACUCGAUCCGCAAUUUAAAAGUCCGAAGACUCCUCAGCAGAGGGUGAGCUGAUUGACUCUUUGGCUUAUCAAGGGCAAAUCGCAUUUCUGAAAAGAGCUUGAAGUGGUUUUGUUUGUGAGGAGAGUUUGCUUUGUCCCCCACACUGAAAAGUAUACAGCAAAGCCCGAGCAUAGAAAAUAUCCUGAGCUUAAAUUUCUCAUUUUAUUGCCAUCAUAACUUUUCCUCUUGGAAUAAAAUCCUCUAUUUUAUAUGAGUAGGAGAUAAAGGUAGGGAAAGGAAAGUCAAGUAUCUCAAUUGUUAGGCUGAUUGCAUCCAAACAGACUUUAGAAGUCAGGGUUUGUAACGUGGCAGGAGAGCUGUUUGCGAUGCCCUGGAAAGAAAAGAAAGCCGGUUCCAACAGCGACUCUGGGGAAUGCACUCUCGGUCCCCCUGCCAUGCUUACUUAAGCUAAUUGAAGGUCUUGCCUUUCAGCAGCCGCUGCACUGGGAUACCAGACAAACAGCUCCCCUCGAUGCCAGGCAGGCAGGGCCCCUCUUCAGGACAUCAUUAAAAGCACAUGCACUUGCUCCACAUCCAUUGGCAGAUGGUGGCAAGAUUCAAGACUCCUACCCUGAAGUCAAGGAGAAGCCAUCGCGGUGGAAAACAUCCUCGCUUUGAAAAUCCAACACGAAAUUAAAGAACUACACGAGAUAAGGAGCCUGGAGAACAUUAGUUGGCUGCAGGGGUGAAGACAGACACAAAAAGCACAGCAGGUAAGAGCUGGGGGUUGUUGCCAACAAGGAACUGUCCCGGGUGGCGCAGAGAAAAGGAUCUCAGAACUGGAGGCCUGUCCCUUUGAGUCUUCCAUGCGUGCUCAAGCUUGUCAUCUUCCAUAAGCUUCGAGAGAAGGGACGUUGUCAGAGCAUUCCUUAUCGGUGCGACUAAUCCUGUUAUCAGCUUGGUUAUAAAUAUUUAAUGUUCCCUGGCCUUUCGGUGAUGGUGCCCCAUCAGAUUCAAGGCUGUUAAGAAUCCCCACCAGCAGCCUCGCCCCUCCCUGCGGAAAACCGAUGAGAGGCAGGGCCAAGCCGAAGCGAUGGCGGCCUAUCCGGAGAGCUGCGUGGACACGACGGUGCUGGACUUCGUCGCAGACCUGUCCCUGGCCUCCCCGAGACGCCCUCUCCUCUGCGACUUCGCACCCGGGGUCUCCUUGGGGGACCCAGCCCUUGCGCUCCGAGAGGGAAGACCCAGGAGGAUGGCGCGGUUUGAAGAGGGGGACCCAGAAGAAGAGGAGUGCGAAGUGGACCAGGGGGACGGAGAAGAGGAGGAGGAAGAGGAGCGCGGAAGAGGUGUCUCCCUAUUAGGCCGCCCCAAGAGGAAAAGGGUGAUCACCUACGCCCAGCGCCAGGCCGCCAACAUCCGCGAAAGGAAGAGGAUGUUCAACCUCAACGAGGCCUUUGACCAGCUGCGGAGGAAGGUGCCCACGUUUGCUUACGAGAAAAGGCUGUCCCGGAUCGAGACCCUCCGCCUGGCCAUCGUCUACAUCUCCUUCAUGACCGAGCUCUUGGAGAGCUGUGAGAAGAAGGAAAGCGGCUGAGCCUGGUGUGGAGAGUCUGCCCUUCCUCGUCUGGUAGUGCUGGGGUGUGUCAGGACCGGGCACUGGGUGAGGCUAAAGGGCCGGGAGGGAGGCCCCAAGACGGAACGUCUGGUCUUCUGGAGGUCGGGGUCGAGAUUGUAAGAUCCCCACAUCCGCUGAGCAGAGUGGCUGCUGUAGAGUUCCUAUCUACGCGACCGCCCUAAGUGAAGUCGGGGUCAGGGGCGAGCGGGGAAGUCAGAGAGCGUGAGGCUGAGUCGGGGCCGUUCAGGCUGCUCCUAAGAGCUUCCGAGGGCUGGGUGGGUGGGAAGUGAACCCUCCUCGCAAAUGGCAGACUUUGGAGCUUCUAUAAAAUCUAACCUCUCCUCUUCACAUUUUUUUUCAUAGAGAUAAUAAAGUAGAAAUUCUUACUUUUUAAAAAGCCUCAAGGGUCGGUGGUACGCCAUCCCCAGCAGGCGCUCCAGCGGGCGCCUGCGUGGAGGGUCUGAAGCAGACGCCGCAAGGGUGCGGGGGUGCGAGCUUUUCUGAUAGCCAGAGGGUUCUGCCUGGUCCUCCGAGGCUUGUCCAGGAACUGAGGAAAGGAAAAAUGGAAGGCAGAGCAGUCGAGAGGAACUGCUGACAAAGUGCGACCUCUGAGAAGGGACACCCUUCCUGUCUUCCAUUCCCUCUCCCUCCCGUCCCUUCCUCUCUCCCGCGCGCAAGCCCUCUCUCUUCCUUUCUCCCUCCCCUUCGCCACCUAGUUGAUCCCAGACGGACCAUAGCUCCUUGUCCCAGGGCCACAGUGGUGUUCAUUCAGUGCCUUAGCUAGAGUGCAAAUCUACGCUUUGCAUCUAAAGUGCAGCAUCAGCUUCCGUGUUCCAGUGCCUUCAGGCCCCAGGCCAGAGUAAGGGGCGAGUGCACUCGGGUCACUCCUGGGCCGCAGGGGGCCUUGGGCGCCCUGCAGCUUCGCCACCAGCCACCGCUACCAACUGUCCCCCGGCCAGGGGUUGGGGUAUGAAGGGGCCUGGAUCUUUCUAGGAGCAGGGCCGCCUGAGCGCGCUCACUUUUACAUUUUUAGCGGUAGGUAGGAAAGAUAGCUUUCACUCUAAUGGCUUCUAGAGACUACCAGGGGAGACGAAAAGUCCAAAGAGGAGAUGCCUUCUGACGCCUUGCAAAACGCCUGCCAUGCAGAUGAGGUUGAAGCGGGUCCAUGCUGAGAGGCCGCCUCUAGUUUGGACCCGUGCCAUUCCAGGAUUCUUCCUUCUAGGUGACGUGCUAAUACCAGAACUGGGGUCUUUCAGAAAGGAGUGGGUAACUGAGGAGAGGAACCCGAUUGAAUAAUGCCCACCUAAACAUAAAUUCAGUAAUCCUAAAGGAUAAUCCCCAGUGAUUAUUCCAACACUUUAUUUCGCCCCUCAUUGCACACAGGAAUAGGCGGGAGCCUGUGCGAACACACAAUUCUCUUAAUCAUGCUUUCGGAAAUAGAAUUCAUUUAAUUAAUAAGUAACAUAUACUCAUCCUAGAAAUUUUGGAAAACAAAAUUUCAAAAAAGAGAAAAUUCGAAUCACUCCACGUUACCAUACUGUUAGCAUUUUCAUCUAUUUCUUUCCAGUCUUUUUUUUCCCUGUGCAGUUAUAAAUUCAAUAUAUUUAACUAAUUCGAGAUACUUUGGGAUACUGAUAUUUUUCCACUUGGCAUUAUAGAAGGUGCAAUGUUUUCCCUUAACUUUAAAAAUUAUUCAAAUGUGAUUUUGAUUACCAUAUCUUAUUGUCAUAUCCAUGUAUCACACCACCAGCCCUUUACAGAUAGAUAGCUAUUUCCUUUUUAAAAAAUAAAUGAUGCUGCUAAGAGCAUUCUUGUAAAUGCCUUCUCUGUCUAUUAUUAUUUCCUAACAUUUGAUACCUAGAAGUGAAAUUUCUGGAUUCAAGUUUGUGGAUAUAAAUGGCCAGAUUCCCUUCUUGGUGGGUUCUGCCCGUUCACUCUCCCACCCUCUAGCAUUGCAGGGAUUUGCCUGUUUCCCAGCCCCUUCAUUAGUACUUCGAAUAUUUAAAACUUUUCUUAGUUUUCCUUUUCAUAGGACCUGGAUUAGUUCUGAAACGAGUCCCCACUCCCAAGAUGUUUUUUUACUUUUACUGUGUCUUUCCACCAAGAAUUUUUUCAACUGCGCCAUAAGAACAUCAGGAUAAACAGGUAAACAAAAAAAAAUACAUAAACAGCUAACACCAAACAACAACAAAGCCCCAUAGAGUGUUGUUUUUUCUUAUUCUUCCACCAAUUCAAUUUCUCCUGGAAAUUAAAUGUCAUUCUUUUUUAAAAAAUCAUCUGAAAGUGUUGAAUAAAUAAAAAGAAAAAAAAGUAAUUCCAAUCUAGGAAUUCUUAAUAUUUUGUUGAAAGAACCGGUUUUGAAAACCAGAAAUAAAGCAAAAUUGUGUAGACCAGGGACCAUCAACAUUCCUAAGUCGUGAGGAGUCAACACAGCCACCCAUUUUCCUUAGUCUUCUCCAUCAUAUUCUAAUACAUUUUGUUCCUAGAAAGCAAAUAAUAUUCCUCCAGUGAAUACCUCUUCAUCAUAGUAAAUGAUACCUAAAAAACUUCUAAAUUAAAAGUUAUUUUCUUAUUAUCAAUAGAGGAAUUAUCCACCCUUCUUAAAAAAAACUUUAAUCGUUUAUAAAUGCUUUGCUAUUUGUAAGUUUACAUGUUUAGGAACUGCCUCAAAUGUAGCCUUUUAAGAUAUUUUCAUAAUAAUUUUACUCAGAGUAAUUUGAACCCAGGUAAGGAUCAGAGUCACAUAGAAAGGGAUUGACAUUCCUUUCAUCAAAUACCAAUAGAGGUAAGACAAAAUGAUCCACGUCCUGAACUUAAAUCGAGUAUACCUCCAUAUUUUGACCCUCAACUUUUCUAAGCACUAUUUUAAUUUUAGUUUUCCUCAUGUCAGAUGCAUAAAAUCAGUGCACCUUUAACACAAGUUUUUUGUUUGUUUGUUUGUUUGAGAUGGAGUCUCGCUCUGUCGCCAGGCUGGAGUGCAGUGGUGCGAUCUCAGCUCACUGCAACCUCCAACUCCUUGGUUCAAGCGAUUCUCCUGCCUCAGACUCCCAAGUAGCUGGGAUUACAGGCACGCGCCACCACGCCCAGCUAAUUUUUAAUACAAGGGUUUUUGAAUGUAACACCCACUACAUUAAAAUAGUUUUACUGUUUAUUAUCUCCUAAACUAAUAUUGAUAGAAAUAUGAGUAGAUAUUGCCUUUUCAGUAACUUCAACCAGGUUUUUUUUAAGACCUAAUGGUGUCAGUUACUUCUGGAAAAUUAAAAUAAUUUGUUUUUGAAACCUUAAAGUCAUUUGAACAUUUAGAAUCUAAAUACCAUCUGAGAUGUUGCUUGGAGGUGAUUUAUUUAUAUACUCUCUACUGAUGGAACACUGCCUUUUGGUCUCAAACUAAGUUCCCCAUAGCUAUCAGAUUACUAUUAGUAUUCAGACAUCUAAGCCAUAAAAAGAUCUAAAUGAAAUCAUAUUUGAAAGACAUAAUUAGGCUUUCUGAGGAAUCUAAAAAUAAUGAGAAGCCCUUACCAUCAACAGGGAGUCAUUUAGGCUGAUCAUUUUUUACAGUUAGUUGCCCAAUGUUAAAGCAGAUUUUGGCAAAAUUAAGUGCUGGAAACUGAACCAAAUAUUCUGCUAGUAUGCAUAAUUCCUACAUGCAGACAUAUGAUACAAUUAAGACCCUUGGAUUAGUGUUUAUUAUCACAUUUGUCAGCAUUUCCAUUAUAAAAUAAUCUUUUGGGAGGUUGAUAACAUAGCUGUAAAAAUCCUGAGACGAAACUUGAUAAGCAUGAUUUUAGGAUACAUUUUUUUCUUAAUUACAGAUCUUCAAAGGAAACUUCUAAAGUAACGAAGCCACAAGUACAUUUUACGUGUGCAUUUCCAAAAUAUACCUGAUACUUUAAAAAAACAAGAGAAUCUAUUUAAUACAAAAUACAAAUUAGACUAUUAUUUUAUUUUUAUCAAAAAGAGCUAGCAGAUUAGUAUUGAAUGUUAAGUAUGAACUUGACUUUUUAUAGGAUGAUAUUAUUUCAUGAAAUUAUAUUUUAAAUGUUUUUGGAAAACUGGUGAAGUUUGCUAUAUAUCAUUAACUUGGCACAAGUUCACUCAAAGGUUCCUGAACUUUGCCAACAUUUUGGGUGAAGUUAGGCCCAAUUUCUGGUCAGCACCCUCUCUUCCUGUGAAUACUGGACUAAAAAAAGAUCACAAAACAAGAGUCAGCAGUUCUGACCAUUUUGUUUUGACUUUGGGGUUUCUUUGAAUCCAAAGCUUAAAACCAAACCUGGCGGAGGAGGAGAAGGAAAGAAAAGAGGCAAUGCAAACUGACAGGAAUAAAAUACCAGAAAGGUGGAAAAACUUCCUCAAGUCUCUAUAAACCAAAGCCUAUAAAUUUUCACAACAUUUUCUGUGACACCAGAUUGUCAGUUCUGUGUCUAUACCACAUUUCUUAAAGGAGUAUGAGGAAAUGCAAAGAAAAAUAUGAAUGUAUUUUCAAACACUCUUCAUGGCAAAUAUGUGGUAGAAUCCCACCCUUAAUCUGGCAGAAGGCAUGGAACAUUCGAUAUGCUGUGAAAUCAAGAAUUUGACAAAUACGACAUGAUGGAAAUGAUUACAAUAAACUGCUUUAGGUUUACUUAGUGCUUUAUUGGUUUCAAGGCACCAUUCACAUACUUUAUCUCACUUGAUCUUCACAAUUGGAUUUCAGCAAGUUCUAGGGUCUCUCUAUUAAACUGAGUCAUCAGUGUAGCAUCUUAAAAAUUCCUUCACUCACUAUUGAAAUCAGCAAGAUAUUGGGACUCCCAAAAAGGACCAAUGGUCACACAUAAGCACCACAGCACUUUGAAAGAUAUUGCCUUCAAAGAUCAAAAGCACCUUAACAUGUUCUGUGGAUGAUAAAUUAUACAAAAGGCUGGUUUGGUCUGGCUCCCUCAAAGGCCAAAUUUUAUAACCUUCUAUUUCAGGCUGUGUGAAGGAGAUUUCCACCUGCAGCCAACAAAUGUAGAUGACCUCAAAGCAGCUGUUAUGGACAGUUUUUUUAUGAUUUCCAGUCUUCAAAAGAGAAGAAAAAUGUCUAUGAGAAUUUGGAAAUAGAUCAAACAGUUGGUGAACAAUAGAAGAAAAAACAUCAUCUAAACGUGUUUGAAUGAGUGAACGAAUGAAUGAUAGCACUAUUACUUUACUGCAGAUAAUUUUGUAACUUCUUCAAAAGAUAGUAAUACAAAUCUGUAUUUGGUACUGGCUAGAUCUUGAACUCAUUGGCUAUAUUGAAUACCAGAGUUCAGUGAAAUAUUGGAGAAACCAGAGAGGGUCUCAAAGAGAACAACAAAAUAAUUGGAUUAUUGGAUCUGAAUGAAGUAAUAUUAUCCAUAAUAAGGAGUAGUAAUAUCUGUAAUAAUAUAACAACUGUAUUGAAAGCUUAUGACAGCAUAUGUUCUAAACACUGUGUUGAGUUCUUUAUAUGUAUUAAACACUGUGUUAAACUUGUAAAGUUCUCAUAAAAAUUUUAGGAUAUACACACUAUUGUUAUUUCCAUAGUGAUGAGGACACUAAAGAAUAUGGAAGUUAAAUAAUUUUUCCAAGCUCAAUCAGCUAACAAAUACUGAAGCUAAGAUUUACACCCAGACAAGGAUUUCAGAGACCAAACUCUGAGGGAUUAAGAUUAAUUGGUGAUGAUUAUAUGAUCAUUAUAUUUAAGUAGAAAUAUUGUAAAAAAUUAAA
This is a messenger RNA of Pan troglodytes (chimpanzee), 8244 nucleotides long. It is a transcript of the gene FERD3L, whose product is annotated as Fer3 like bHLH transcription factor. The record is from RefSeq and is a predicted model, not a curated record. NCBI's taxonomy places the organism in Eukaryota, Metazoa, Chordata, Mammalia, Primates, Hominidae. The transcript has a single exon. The coding region runs from base 2017 to 2517 and encodes 166 amino acids. Gene Ontology annotation, molecular function: protein dimerization activity; RNA polymerase II transcription regulatory region sequence-specific DNA binding; DNA-binding transcription factor activity, RNA polymerase II-specific. Gene Ontology annotation, biological process: developmental process; regulation of transcription by RNA polymerase II.